This is a messenger RNA of Benincasa hispida (wax gourd), 1295 nucleotides long. RefSeq lists its product as uncharacterized. Lineage: Eukaryota; Viridiplantae; Streptophyta; Magnoliopsida; Cucurbitales; Cucurbitaceae. The record is from RefSeq and is a predicted model, not a curated record.
AUGCGUGCAAAAAGGACAAAAAAAGGUUCUUCUUCUUCCUCCUCCAGCCCCCCUUGCUACAGUCGCCUUCGUCGGUUGUCUCUCAAUGCCAGCCUUUCGUCGCUCACCUCCUUUUCCGAUACACCCGCCGCUCGACCCGACGCAGGUCGUCUGUCUCAGCCGCGUUGUCUGCUUCCAUUCCACGCGAGGCCUAGCCACGCCGUCUGCUAUUUCUUUUCCGCGUCGCAGGCUUCCGUUCUGCACCGAGCUUCUUUUCGCGUUGUUGUUCGUCCGCCGUUUGUCGUCAACGCUGAUAGCGGUCGGUUCGCAACAGUCCAGCCGAGAUGUCUAUUGGGGGAACGUAUGUCAAUAAAGGAAGUCUUCGAGCGGAGUAGGGUCUUGUUUUGGACACUGAGUUAUCUUGAGAUAUGGGCGCAUGAUACUAUGUCGUCUUUAGUUGGACGUGUCGCCAAUUGGUUGAGCGAAAAUGCCUCACCACAUAUUUAUCAAUGGUCUUGCUCACACUUUCCCUCCCAUGCUGUGAUUAAGGGCAAUUAUCACGUCGAAGCUUGUGGUAACCAACGAGGAGAUGGAGUCCAUGAAUCACAUUACGUUGCCACCGGAAGCAUCGAUUUUACCACCGCCACGGAACCCUCAUUACCACCAAUGCCACCUGUCCCACCCAUUGGAGUCGAGACUUCGACAACUCAAGCUCCAGAUAACGUUAAUGCAAAUGAGGAUGAAGAAAGAAGGAAUAGGAGGAGGAAGAAUAAGAAGAGCAUGAAGAAAAUGUUUAAAAAAUUUAUGAAAGAAGUUGGAAAGCGCUUUGAUGCCCUUGAUCAGCAUGUUGAGAGACUCGAGAAGAACUUUAAAGCGAUGAAAAAAUAUAUGCGCCGAAUGUCUAAGGAUAAAUUUGUGGAUAAGGAAAUUGCUUCCAUAAGAAGGAUGAUGCUUAUGAAGGUGUGAGUGAGCACAAAGGAUAUCCGAUCUGAGUCUGAACUAGGUCAUUUCUACCAGACUUGAUGCUUGACCAAAAGAGAAAGAGGAAAACCCGGCGGGAUACCCCACCCCACUGACCCGGCAAGGCCCCGAUGUAUGCGUUAUGAAGCCCAACCAAGUUUCUUCACUCUAACUUUUUUCUUUUUAUAACCCGACAGGAUACCCGGUCCCCAUGUCAACCCCGCCUCAUCGACUUGAUAAGUACCCAGUGUAUGCAUUAUGAAGCUCGACAGGGUUUCUUCACUUCAUUUUUUUAACUUUUUUUUUUUUUUGAACUAAUUUCUUUCUUUCACUAUUCUCCAUUUAUUUUUUCCUUU